This is a messenger RNA of Varroa destructor (honeybee mite), 2275 nucleotides long. Its product is annotated as mitochondrial S-adenosylmethionine carrier protein-like. The record is from RefSeq and is a predicted model, not a curated record. Lineage: Eukaryota; Metazoa; Arthropoda; Arachnida; Mesostigmata; Varroidae.
CGUGAUUGACAAGCGCAACAGAAAAACAAAUAAAGUGGCAGCAGCCCUAUUUUAAAGGCUAUAUUAUUGACAUUUUGCUAACGAAUACGUCCUACUUUAUCUCGGCAUCAUCUCAGGGAAGAUGUCCAUUAUUUCCGUAAAAACAUAAUGGAGGGUUUUCAAGGUUAGGCUGGUCGAACAAAGGCAUCGCGCAUUCAUUUCUACAUAUGCUGCUUUUUGUAUUUCUGUGAAUGCCGUUGACUUCAAAUAUAUCCGGUGAACCUGAAGUACCCUAAAAAUUAUAACAUCAUAUUAGCGAGUAAACGUUCCAAACCCUUUAAUUCGUUCCAUUUUGCUGUUAGCACAAUUUUAAGCUUUUGUUUACCUAAAAAACGGCUUUGUCUGGUACUAGGGUGAACAUGUGCCUCCAUCUGUGUGUUGACGGUACAUUUACGUACGUUUUGUGCCUUUAUAUUCUGGCUGUCCUUAUACGAGUACAGUGUAAUGCAAUGACCUGAUAACGUCACCGUGGUCGUCUGAAAAACGCUUUUUCUGAUCAACGGAGGCAGUCAUCGUAGGUCCAAGCCAUGUUACGCAGCACAUGUUUCCUCAAUGUAUAUGAAGCCUACAAUAAUCGGAACAACAAUGCACUUAAUUACUAAAUGAGCGAAAGUUAUGCCUUCAGUGCCAGCUGCUCUUCAAAUUGUUGAGAUAGCUAAAGAAACGGUCGAUGACUUGCGGAAGGUAAAAAAUAAACAAAGUGCGCCAAGCUUCGUGAUGACGUCGUGGGACCAACAGUUUGUCCUCUCAUUCAUGGCGGGAGCUAGCGCCGGACUAAGCGUGGACUUAAUCAUCUUUCCACUGGAUACACUAAAAACACGUUUGCAGAGCCCUCAAGGUUUCGUAAAAGCGGGUGGUUUCAGCAAACUUUACGCUGGUCUGGCCUCCGUCAUUUUUGGAGCCGCCCCAGGAUCUGCGGCCUUUUUUGUGACGUACGACUCUUUUAAGAGGAUACUCUCCCCCUGGAGUUCCCCCUCAUUGGAGCCAGUAGCACAUAUGUGUGCAGCAUCGCUCGGUGAGGUUAUGGCUUGUUUAAUUCGAGUGCCAGUGGAAGUAGUGAAGCAACGAACUCAGGCGCAACCGAGUGUAACUUCCUGGAUUACCCUAAAGGAUAUUAUUGCAAGGGAUGGAGCCGGAGGCCUGUUUCGGGGCUAUGGCAGCACUGUACUAAGGGAGAUGCCUUUCUCGUUCAUACAAUUUCCUGUUUGGGAAGUACUCAAGAAAUUCGUUUCGGAUUAUCAGGGCCGUUCGGUCACCCCUUUCGAAACGGCUCUAUGCGGCGCUGCCGCGGGGGGUUUCGCUGCAGCAACGACAACUCCUCUGGAUGUAGCUAAGACACGCAUCAUGCUCCAUAGGGGGCAAGCCAAGACAGUGACUCAAACACUAGCUGAGGUUUAUCAACAAGGGGGUGCUAAAGGGGUAUUGAACCGAGGCUAUCACGCGACGUUUAAGGCUAUACGCUGGAGUAAUCCCGAGGUCGAUGUCUCUCUCGUUGGGCGGCUUCAUUUUCUUAGGCACAUACGAAAAGUCACGAAGUGUACUGGAACAAAUCGUGUAAACUGGGAUUUAUUGAAAAAAAAUUGCUUUUCAGGCGUAUCAUUGAACUGUACAGUGUGGACAUUUAUUAUAAUAAAAUGUGUAAGUUUUUAUAGCCUGUUAUUUUCAACGAAGGAAUCGAAGAAUCUAGUACUUAAACGUCAAGCUACGGUAAAAGCGGAAACAAUUUAGGGUCGAAGCCUUAAAAUCAGAGUUGUCCGAAUUACCGAGAUUACACUAUUGCCGUUGAAAAAAAACGUGUACGGUCAUAAAUUACAUCGAACUUGCUCAGAUAUAUGAGAAAUUCAUCAGAGAGAGAAGUGGUACUCCAAAUUCAUUAAGGAUUCGAUUUGUGACAAUUAGUUCAACUUAUCGUUUGUCAAUUCAAACGCAUCUUACCUUUGUAAGCUGAGAUACCAGCGUGAAUUAAUGAUUUCUCUUGCUGAUUCAUGUUCUGCCAAACGCUAGCGACUCUCUACAACAUCAGUAAAUUUUUUCAUUGACCACUUUACGCUACUGUCAUUGGAGUCAUGUUAUUUUUAUAUUAUUCACGUAAUCUAAGAAAAAGAGAGCAACUUUAUCUUUACCUCUUUUUUUUAAUUCAGAGACAUGUUUAUUUUUGAUUUUGUUCACAUUUAGAUAGCUCUUCCUUCGUUUACGUCGUCGAAAUAUCGCGCGUGGCAGGCCGUAGAAAUGGCAC